UCCAACUCGUGUUGAGCAUUUACGUAAAGUUUUCUGGCACUUCAGUUGGGCUAUCGUUUAUAAGCCAAAUAGUAGGAAUUCCCCUCUGCAAACAGUCGCAUCUUAUAACGGUGUGUUUUGAAUAGGCAGCAUACAGUAUUGGUGGUGUAUAUCUGUUGGUAAUAAGGUUCCAAUCGUGUGUGUAAAUUUCUAUUAUUAUUGUUAACCUAAGCCAACACUACGAGAUUAUUAAUCGCGUAAAUAUAGUGUUUAUUGAGCGACGGUUCGCGACGGUUAGUUCUUUUUACCUUAUUAUUUUCACUCUUCGGUUCUCAUUAACCAAUCGCCCAACCGAACGUGGGGCUUUGACUAAAACAAAAUUAAAAAAAGAAAAACAGCAAAAGGAACAAAUAGUGAGAGCUAAAAAGGAAAAGUGUUAAAAUCAAACUUAUUCCAGUGACUCAGAUCCCAAUAGGAUCCAAUCAGGAUCGGUGUUCUAAGUGUACGAUCUAAGUGUAGGGAUCAAGCCCUACUAGAACUAGAACAAGUGUUAAAAAGUGAAUUUCGGAAAUGAUUAAAGCACAAUACAGCAAGGAUUUUGAAAGUGUUUGAUGGUGUCCUAGGGCCGCACCUACAUACACCCCCGGUACCGGAUAAAGGAGGUGGUAACGCAGACCUGUUGCCCCCAAAUAACCCAUUCACACUAAAAACAUCCCUUGGAUACCAUCCCCAACAUCAAACCAGUAUCUCCGGAUUCCGGGUGAAUUAAUUCAGCCUGAGAUACUGUGCAGCGCAACAAGAACAAAUAGUCCAAACGGAGGGUAGGUGGAAAGCCCCUAAGUCAACGUAGACGAACAUCACUUCAUCGGAUGUUAUGUUUGUGUUCUGAUAAUUAAAUGAGUUGUGCAUAUAAAAUUGUGUCUCGUCAUACACGAGGAUUAACCCAAAUACUGAGCUAGCUUAAAUCAUUUAUUUGGUGAACAUCACUGACCAAUUGAGUUUUUCUUUUCAUCCUUAAAAAUAAAGUGCACAAGAGCCCCAAAGGCUGCAAUAAUCUAAAAAAAAUGUGGAUUCAAGUGAACUAGUUUGGGGGGAUACGAGUUACCAAAAAAAUCGUAUUGAUUUGAUGUUCUGUGUGAACAGCUCCAAGACUGUGUAAAUAAGAGAGUUUUGUGUGGCCCUGCGGGAAAAUAUGCAAAAGCUCUAUCCAGAAACGACCAAUUCAUCGAGUAUGGCAGGCGGCAAUAUGAGUCCCAUGGGAGCACCGACAUAUUCCAUGAAUACGAUGGGUAUGACAGUGGGUGGAAUGACGUCGGUAUCACCGCAGAGCGGUAGCUUCGGAUCGAAUGUUCUAGGUUCGUCAGGUAUGACGAGUAUGGGAGCCGCUAUGAGUACAAUGGGUGGCAAUUGCAUGACACCCUCAGCCAUGGGGUAUGGUUCGAUGGGAUCCCCAUUGAGCAAUAUGGGAUCAUGCAUGAGCUCGGGUAUGGGUACAAUGGCUGCCAGUAUGGGGGGCUAUACAUCCGUCGGCACGAUGGGUGCCAGUCGGGAAUUGGGUGAUGCAGCAUCCCCCAAUUCAGCUGUUCUCCAGCGAUCGAGGGUGGAGAAGCCAAGUUCCUACCGUAGAAGCUAUACACAUGCCAAGCCACCCUACAGCUACAUCAGCCUUAUCACCAUGGCGAUCCAAAAUAAUCCCCACAAGAUGCUGACCCUGUCGGAAAUCUAUCAAUUCAUCAUGGAUCUCUUUCCAUUCUACCGGCAGAAUCAGCAACGUUGGCAGAAUUCCAUUAGACAUUCCCUCAGUUUCAAUGACUGUUUCGUGAAGGUACCCCGAACCCCAGACAAACCCGGCAAGGGCUCCUUCUGGACCCUCCAUCCGGACUCGGGGAAUAUGUUCGAGAAUGGGUGCUACCUCAGGCGACAGAAACGGUUCAAGGAUGAGAAGAAGGAGCAACUGAGGCAGAUACACAAGAGCCCGUCGCAGAGCAUAGAAGCCACCAGUCCGGGCAAGAAGGAGGUCAUUCAGCAUGAUGAUCACCAUCGUGACCACAAGGCUGACCCCCAUAUGACAGCUAUGCUGACAUCAGCCCAUGGCAAAGACGCCGAAACCCUAGCUCUACUGCAUGCGGGUGCCGAAUUGGGACUCGGUCAGCAUCCCCAUGCUCAACAUCCAGUACCGCAGCAUCAGCUACAGCAGGAAGAACUGUCCGCCAUGGUGAACCGAUGCCAUCCCUCCCUACUCAGCGACUACCACUCAAUGCACCAUCUAAAGCAGGAACCUACGGGGUAUACACCAUCGAGUCAUCCAUUCUCAAUAACCCGACUCCUGCCCACCGAAUCAAAGGCCGACAUCAAGAUGUACGACAUGAGUCAGUACACGGGCUACAAUGCCCUCAGUCCACUUCCGAACUCACAUGCUGCCUUGGGACAGGAAUCCUACUACCAGAGCCUAGGAUACCACGCACCAGCGGGUACGACGAGCUUGUGACAUCAGUACCCGCUGGCCUAAGCUGUGAUCAUAGAACCAACUACUACAAUUUUAUCGAAUAGCCUGCAAAUGCAGGGAGAGCUAGCUGGAGUUGAAUGCUAGAAUACAUCUUGGAUUUGUACAUAAUUUGGAUAGUAGUGCUCACUGUGGAGGCUCUUUUCAUGGGACAACGUCCACUACAGUGACCGUGAAUGCCAGAAUUGAAGAGUGUCACCAGUGCUGAGAUAAACAAUAAACUCCCACUCGCAUUUUUUUUUCUUGGUACCAUCUUCACGAACCAACAAUACUUUGUACAGACAAUUAGGCGUAAGACAAGGUAACUUUCAAAAUAAGCUACUCUCAUUGAUGACUUCCAAGGGAGUCUUUCUCUUUUUUUUUAUUGUCCGUCGACCAAUAUAAGCCGGCAAAGUCCUAAUGAAAGAAACCUCUGACCAAAGGGUUGAUUCACAACCGACGCUUCUUUUUUUGUUACACUAUUAUCGUGUUUAUGGCUGUUUACUAACCGUUUUCUUUUGAAUCAUACCUACAGAUUCGUUUUUUACUUACUAUCUUGAUAUAUUUAUUGUGUUCAAAAGUUUUGUACAAGCAAGAUAAAAAAGAAACACCCUCAAAACACGACUUUAAUGAGAUAUUUUAUAAACCUUAUGGUUUUUAAAGUUAAAAAAUUCGAAGAUAAUAUCCAUUGCAAUGCAGGAAGCGCUCAUUGUGAAUCAUCCCAAUACUUUUUUGAUAAUCUUCAUCUUAUCACUUUGCAAAAAUAGAAUCUAUUUAAAACACCAUUCAUUUACAACCAUCAAGUCAAUAUAUUGCCAAUGGACUUCUUACAAACCAAUUUGCAUCUCUGACAUCAGAGAUCACGUCUCCCCAGGAAUAAAUUGAAAACAAAUAGGGAAUUGCAGUGCGAUUCAGAGAGGUUUUUACGGCUGUAAUUGAGGAGGUUUUUGUACUGAACAUUGGGUUAUUUUUUGGUCACUUAAUUUCUCUCAUUGCAAAGAAAGAAAAGAACAACACAAUAUAUGUAAAAAAUUUAGCAGAACAUCGUGAAUAUUUAAUUAGUGAGAUACAAAAUGUGUUUACACGUGAAGAAUGCGACACAUUGAGUAUAGUGCUAUUAAAAUACGCGCCUUGUGAUGCUAAGAGACCGCAUCAUUCGUUCAUGCUUCUUCUCAAACCAUGGAAUUUACUAUACUUGACAAAAAUCACCUUUUCGGAGUGAUACAAAAAUAAUUUUAAAUAUUCUAAAUUUAUUGGUAGAAUUUUAAUGAUAGAGUUGCAAUUGGACGAUGAAGAAAUAUUAGGUAGGAUUCCUUUUUUUGGGUGUUUUGAAUGCAUACCAUUUAAUACUGUUCAACUUUGCUUUUUAAACAAAUUAAUCAACUUCAAUAAUGGUUCUUUGAACAAUUAAUUAUAGCUUUUUACUGAAAAGUAGUCAAGAGAUAUGAUAUUUCCCUGACCUAACAACUCAAUGACCGUUGCGAAAAACACACUUCGAAUUUUAAAUUAAAGCAAUAAAGGUUAUGUGCUCCCGUGAAAGCUUUUCUUCAAGUACCGUAAGGACAAGUGACUUUGAGACUCUUGUGUUCGUAAGGAUUUCUUUAAUUUUAAUGUUUAAGAACGGUUAUCACCGAUCAGACAUGGUAGAUUCGAUCGGUAAAGACCAUCCAUAAGUUCUAGGAGUGAAGAAAAGUUUACGAACUCAUGAAGUUACCCGCACUUACCUUAAACACAAAAAUAGAGUGGCUCUAUUCCAAAAAUACAGGAUAGGGACUUAUAUUCAUGGUUAGCCAUUAUAAAAUUUAAAAAAAAUUAAAGCUUCAUUUUAUUCAGAUAUAAAGCGCUGUAAGGAGAGGUGAGGCUACUUUGAGCUGUGGGGCUAGAUUGUUAUAUGACUUUUUCGGCUAUUUCUAAAUGAAGUUGGUCCUUCACUGAGAAAAAAAAAGAAAGUGCGAUUAACAUUUUUUCCUUAGAACUUUAACACUUUUUACGUGUAAAAAUAUAUCAUUUUUUUCUUCUGCUUUCAAGAGCACUAUAUCUCAAAAGCAUGGUUAUUAAAUAAAUAAAUAAAAAUAAAAAAAUAUAUUUUUUUUAUUUUAAUUUUACGCCUUUUUAAGGGUAAAAUUAACAUUUCCGGAAAGUUAGUUAAACUUUUUCGGAUUUCUCUCAGUGUUAUAAUUAUUUUAUUUAGAUCCACAAUAAUUUCGUCUAUCCAAAUUAUAUAAUUUUAGAACCCAGUUUCAAUUAGAAAUAUGAGAAAAAUCGUAUUACAAUAUAGUCCCACAGUUCAAAGGAGCCCCACCUGUCCCUUUACAGAUUUGUACAUUUUAGAGAUGCUUUCAAAAUUUUACAAAGACUAUUUACAACAUUGUUAUUUUCUACUGAAAUAAUUCGUUAUACGAAAAUUAAUACAGAAGACAAUUUUAGUGAAAGAAGGGCUCGAAUUAUUUGAUUAUUUAUAUUUAUUGAUUAUUUUAGUUCGAAAUUCGAAAACCCAUUAUAAGUUUUUCUUUUACAAAAUUUCAAUGAGUUUGUAUUAUGGAAAAGAUUAUUGAGUUUUCAAUUAAAAGCUAUUUUAUUAUCAAGAACUAAAGAAACUAUUGCCUCAACUAUUUACUUAAACAAAUAAACAGAGAAUUUUUAUUAACAAAAAUAAAUAACUUUACUUAUGCUGUAGUAGGGUAAAGUGAUACAAGGCGGACAUAGUGUUACAAGUUGGACAUGGCUUUUUUCUUGAUAAAUACAGUACAAAAUUUGUUUUUAAGCACAAGGAACCAAAUUAUAAAACUGAAACAUUAAAAAUAUACAAAUAAAAAUGAAGUACUUAUUUAUCAAGAAAAAGAGCCCUGUCCAACUUGUACCACUUUACCCUAAUCAAUUGGCAUUAUACAAAACCUACAAAACAGAUUGAACAUUACAAUUCAAUCGGGAGUACAUAAUGUUUAAUAUCACUUUAUAAUGAUAUAAAAACCACAUAAAGAAUCAAUCAUUUCCGUUACAAGUUUUAUUUGAAUGAGAAAAGAAAUUUAUUCAAAAAAAGAAUAACAUGAAGUCAUCAAAGCUUUUUUUAUAAAGUGUAUCAUUAAAAGGAAAGAUUACAACGAUAAUCAUUGGUUAGCUUUUUUUCCUCAAUUGUUGUUGCAAAGUUACAUAAAUAUGUACUUCAGCAAAACGUGUAAUAAAAAUUUUAUGUAACGGUAAACUGUGUAAUCAAAUGGCAUAAUUAUCAACUUUAUUACACACUUUUGUACAUUUUGUUACACUUUUCUUUUUCGUAAAAUCGAAUUGAUUUUACGCAAAAUAUGCAGUAAUUACACAAAACAGUUUUUGUGCAACGAUACAUAAAAAACACAUAGGGGAGACUGGGGCAAAAUUAGUCACGCAUGGUAUUAGAUAUUGGGAUAAUAUAGUUUACCUUACAAGUGAGGAAACCAAAAAUUUAUCGCCGUAAACACUUCCCUUCCUUAGACUCUUUAAAAUAUUUAUAAACCUCAUACUAACAUUUUUGUGAAUUAUAUGUAAUGAAAAAUAUCAUUUGCCCCAGUCUCCCCUAUUGAUGUAAAUUUGCAACGAAAAUUAUGGUAAAAAAAAGCAGCCAAUACAUUUAUUUAAAUAUUUGCAUAUAAUUGAUUUUAUUUUGUAAACAAAUUCAAUUUUUUACGCUCGACAGUGCUAAUAACUUAUACUGAAUGAUUUCUAUUUUGUUUAGCAUUUUCGAGAUUUAGUAUAAAUAAUACAAUAAAACUCUAUUGUGUUAUAUGUAGCGCACAAUAAAUUUUGUUUUGUAAAGCCUAUGUUAAAAAUAUCCGUGAGAGUGAGCGAGAUGAAUGUAUGUUAAUUCAUUUCACUUAUUCACACCAUAAAGUAAAACACGUAUUUAAAAUUAUUUUUGUUUGUAAAUAUGCUUUUAAAAUUUCCUAUGAGAGAGAGCGAGAUGACUAGAUCUACGUUUCAUUUACUCUAAGUCAGAAACAUACUUACAAAACCAAGGUGAUUGUGCGUUGGUCAUUACUUAUUACACAUAUCCCACAAUAACAGUUGUUUUGCAAAAAUGUUUUGGAUAUUUCAAUAAUAGAAAUAGAGAAUGAAUUCUAGAUCUAGUCAUCUAGGUAUCUAGUAUCUAGGUAUCUAGUCAUCUAGGUAAUUUGGAAAAUAUAUUUAUAAACAAAAUUUAUUGUACGCCGGACAUUAUGCCAAACAUACAGUUACUUUUGUUUUGAAAAUAUGUCUUCAAAACUCCCUCUGUGAGUGAGCGAGAACACUACAUCAAGAUUUUGUUCACUCUUAUUGAAAUGCCAAGAACACAAAAACCAUUGUGCGUUGCGCUUUGUUUUGUCAACAUAUUUUUGACAUUUCAGCGAAUAUUGAACUUUCUACUCAUCCUGAUCAUUAACGUGUACGAAUUAGAAAAUACGUUUACAAAAGAAGAGUUAUUCUUUAUUGCUCCUAACUGUGCAAACCUUCAUUUAUCAUGGUCAAUAAACACUUAUUUUUAUUUGGUAAAUGUAUUUUGAAAAUAACACUUCUCGUUAAUAUACAAAAUGAGCAACAUCAUGAGUAAUACAGAAUAACCUUUACUUUAUAAGCAUUAUUUCGAUUCCACUCUUUAUAAUAAAUUAGACAACCAUUUCAAUAUUUAAUUAACUCUCGCUGAAAUGUCAAACAUUUGUUUACAAAAUAAGAUCGGAUGUAUUUUAUGCAUUAUAGCAUUCGCACAAUGACUUAUUGCUUUUAAUUAGUAAACAUGUUUUCGAAACUGCCUAUGAGAGAGAGCGAGAUGACUAGAUCUGUAUUUCCAUAGGUCACAGUGAAAUGUCAAAAAACUGCCAACGUUAUAUCAAAACGUAUGUUUAAAAAUCACCAAAAGGUGAUUAAAAAUUAAUUUUUUGAUUGUAAAAUUUCCUAUCAGAGAGAGCAAGGUAACUUUUGUUUAGUAAACAUGUUUUUGACUUUUCAAUGAGAACGAGUGAGAUCUAGAUCUAGUCAUCUCACUCAUUCUCAUGGGAAAUUUUGAAAACAUAUUUACAAACAAAAGUUAUUGUGCGUUGGGCAUUAUUCUUUAAAGAAUAGUUUUUGUUUCGUAAACAAAUAUUUAACAUUUCUGCAGAAGAAAUCAAACCAUAGUCAUCUCUCUCAGUCUUAUGCCCUAGACAUACUUACGACUUAAACCAAGAGACUUAGUGGAAAACGUUGGAAUGUUUUUAAAACACAAUUUUUACACAAUUUUUAAAUGUUUUUAAAACACAAGUUAUUCUGAGUUAACCAUUACAGGUCCUACUCCUUCGUUAAUUAUUCUAACAAAUGUUUACAAGACAAAAUCACAAUUGUGCGGAACUUAUAACAAACCUUGAGCAUUUCCGUAUUUGCAACAAAUUAAUAUAAAGUCAUUAGAGAGAAUUAAGCCCUCUUGGCCAUGUAAGCAUUUUUGGCCAUCUAAAAUAAAAUAAUUGAUUCAAGACAAUUAUGAGUAAAUGUACAUUCAACACAAUAUACCAUAUUCUAAUAAUUCAAUAUCGUAUUUAUAAAAUUCAUUUUAAAACAUGUAACUAAAAUUAUUAAAACACGAAUAAUCGAGGAAAAUGUAUAUUUUUCAAUGAGAUUUACAAAAAUUCUCAAGAAAUCUUCUGGAUAAGCAGAUAGGUAUUGCUCGAAAGUGUCUCUACGUAACAAUUCAUUUUAAUCUGACUAGAAUUUCAAAAUUUACGGACCAAUUAGGGGGAGGGGGGCACAUUUUAAUUGUGGCACAUAUGAAAUUGGGCUUUAUUCUUCUAUUUUUAAAUUGAACUGGGGUUUAUUAUGAUAUAAUUUAGAUCCACAAACCAAUUGUGAAUCUAAAUUGCAUUUUGAUGAGGUUCAGUUCCAUUUAAAAAUGCGAGAAUAAAGUCUAUUACUAAAAGUAUCCCAAUCCAAGGGUUUCUCACUUCCUUCUAAAGCUUGUAAAAAGGCCACCUUCUAAAAGUGGCCAAAAGAACUCACUUCUACCCUAUGUUUCACCCUUUAAUAACGAUUUGGUCACCGGUGAUACAGAAAUAAAUUUUUUCGAUUAUCUAAAGUUAUGUUUUGCUCCUAAGCGUCAGAAAAAAAUUUUCCUGACCCCAAUUUUUGACUCUCUUGUCCUUAAAGGGUUAACAUAAGAACUUAUUGUGCGUUCUCCAUUAUUCAGGACUGUAAAGUCGCAUAACGUUUUUCAAUUGAUAGAACAAGACCUCUUAAGUUCCUUUCUCAAGUAUUUAAUGAUUUUAUUUUCCAAUUGCAAAUUUUUAUAUUUGAGGUAAACUUUAUAGCCAGGGAGGAUGAUUUGGCCAUAAUUUGUGUACAUAUCGUCAUUUGUAUCAGCAAAUAUUUCGUGUUUCUUUUAUUUUACUUUAACCUUUUUUAGUGAUAAAAAAAUACACUGUGUAGUUAGCACAGCUGCUGAAACAAGCGACGAACGAUGUAAUAUUUAGAAGAAGAGGAUAUUUUAGACAAGAAUUUAAUAAAUACUGUAGGGAAAAGCACUCUACCUUCGGAUGACUCAAGGUUCGGACAAUUCAUUUUUGUAUGUUCUUUAUGGAUUUGAUUUAUAGCCCUUUCAGAAAAUUUAAGGCAUGGGAUUAGCUAUUUUAUAAUGGGUCAAAUUCAUUAAAAGGAAUUGCAAAAAAUGAGUUGUUAGAAGCAAGUUUUGUCCGAGACUGCCGAGCUUUCCUCUAUACAUCAUUUUCCAUAAUAUCUUCCCCUUACUUUAUGGUUUUUGUACAUCAUUUUAUUCACUCAAAAACAGUAAACAAUGGUAUGCAUUCAAAACAUCUUGAUUUCUUCAGAUAAAAUGAUAAUUUUUACCCAGAAUAAAAAUUGUGAUUUAUGUAAAAAGAAAGAUAAAACAGAAAAUUUCGGCAUAAAAAUCUCAUUUUAUUGAUUUUAUUUUAGGCGAAUAAAGUGUAGUCAUAAAAUUUUCUAUAUUUUUCUAUGCGAUUUUCACGAUUUAUGGGAAAAUUGAGCAGUAAAACAGAGACAAUUUUACGUCUUGUUAUCAUUAUCAAUAAGUCAAGUAUUUUAGUCAUAUCUUUAAUUGCAAUCUAAACAAAAGGGUAUAUAAGUUCUUUAAUUCCUAGCAUAAUAUGGGUCACUACUGAGUGUCUGUAUAUUUGAUUUUUUUUAUUUCACAGCAACGUACUGAAGAAUCUUUUUUUAUUGAUCCAUUUUCCUUCAUUUAUUUCUUAUUUUUGCAAAAUUGAAGAAAUAAUUUAUCAGACUAGCUGUUAGUGCAAUAAAUGUUCCAGAAAAUGACGCAUGAGAGAAUAUUAUGAAGAUUCUUACCAAGGAGAAAAGUCUCGAAUGACCUUCUUUUGCGUUGAAAGUCACACUGUGGGCAGAGAAGUAGUUAUUAUUAAAAAAAAUUUAAGGUUUUCGAAGACGAAAAAAGUGCAUUUAACCUGAAGAAACUGAAUGAAAUGUAAGAAAAAUUUCAUAUUUGAGUGAAGAAAUUCCACUGAAAAAAAUACUAAAUAUAUAUAUUUUAAUUUAAGAUAAAGAAUGACAGACGACAUUGUGUGAGAAAAUACUGUACAUUUUAAUUAACUAAGAAUGAUAGUGAGACGAAGUAAUAAAGCAUUAUUGAUAUAACAAAUAAAAAUCGUGAGAUGGAAAUGAUUUGAAGGAAAGUGAGAAUAUAGGUAUAGACUGUAAUUAGUAUCUAAAAUAGUGCAUAAAAGAGAGGAAAGAAGUGAAAGAAAAAGAGUAUAAAAAAUUACAUUCAAAUAUUACCUAAUUAAACUAUGGAUAAAACAAAGAAAAAUGGAACACCUACCAGUGUAAGAAAAUAAUGUAAAGAAUCACAUUUCAGAUGAUAAAAAAAUGAUGAAAAGAAUAAUAAUGUAAUAAUGUAAAAAUAUGAAAAAAUAUAUCUAUAAAUAGAUAUUAGAUAUUAUAAAUUAAAUUGCAGAGGAGAAGAAUAAAACAAAUUAUUCCCAUUGAUUUCAUGAUGAUACAAAAAAAAAGAAAAUGGAAUGAAAAGAAAAUAUUAAAUUAGAUAUUAAUACUGUUUUGUCACGAAUAAUCUGAAAAAGUAAUAAAAAUUUAAAUGUUC
Phlebotomus papatasi is the source of this 10526-nucleotide messenger RNA. RefSeq names its product protein fork head (gene fkh). Gene Ontology annotation, molecular function: RNA polymerase II cis-regulatory region sequence-specific DNA binding; protein domain specific binding; DNA-binding transcription factor activity, RNA polymerase II-specific. Lineage: Eukaryota; Metazoa; Arthropoda; Insecta; Diptera; Psychodidae. The transcript has a single exon. Gene Ontology annotation, biological process: anatomical structure morphogenesis; regulation of transcription by RNA polymerase II; cell differentiation. The coding region runs from base 1172 to 2467 and encodes 431 amino acids. The record is from RefSeq and is a predicted model, not a curated record.